Messenger RNA from Mus musculus (house mouse), 9749 nucleotides. RefSeq names its product zinc finger protein 583 (gene Zfp583). The coding region runs from base 1869 to 3575 and encodes 568 amino acids. The record is from RefSeq and is a predicted model, not a curated record. The transcript is spliced from 5 exons. Gene Ontology annotation, cellular component: nucleus. Gene Ontology annotation, biological process: regulation of DNA-templated transcription. Lineage: Eukaryota; Metazoa; Chordata; Mammalia; Rodentia; Muridae.
UGGGGGCGGGGAGAUCAUAUGUAGGGGACAGAGAAAGGAGAUCCACUAGGGGGUGGGGGCAAUCUCUAGGACAUGCCAGGGACCUGGGAUGGGGAGAGGCCCAAGAGGGCCUAAUGAAGAAACUAGCUGAGAUUCCUAGCAGUGGGGAUAUGGAUCCUAAAGUGGGGAUAUGGCCACUAUAGCCAGGCAGGACUCCCAGUGGAAAGAUAAGGACAGCAACCCAUCCCCAAAGCCUUCAGCCCAAAAUGUGUCCUGCCUACAAGAUGUGCAGGGACAAGCAUAGAGCAGAAGUGGAGGGAAUGGUCGGGCAGUGGUGGCACACGCCUUUAAUCCCAGCACUUGGGAGGCAGAGGAAGGAGGAUUUCUGAGUUUGAGGCCAGCCUGGUCUACAGAAUGAGAUUCGGGACAGCCAGGGCUACACAGAGAAAUCCUGUCUCAAAAAAAAAAAAAAAGUGUGUUUGUGGGGCGGGGAGGGAAUGGUUGUACUCUGAGAGGCUCCACCCAGCAGCCAGCGGAAAAAGAUGCAGAGACUUGCACCCAAUCAUAAGAUGGAGCUCGGGGAGUCUUAAGGAAGAGUUGGGAGAAAGAUCGAGGGACCUGAAAAAGACAUGGACUCCAAAAGAAGAGCAACAGAGUCAACUAACCUGGACCCUUGGGGUCUGCCAGAGACUGAAUCAACAAACAGAGAGCGAGCUUGGGUUGGACUUAGGCCCCUGCUCAUAUGUAGAUGAGCGGCUUGGUCUUCAUGCGGGUCCCCCAACAAUUUGAGCAGGGGUUGUCCCUGAGCCUGCUGCCUGCCUGCCUGUGGAUCCCUACCCCUACAUCCCUGACAGCCUUAUCUGGCCUCAGUGGGAGAAGAUGUGCCUAGUCCAGCAGUGACUUGAUGGGGGGGACGGGGAAUUCAUACCCAGAGAAGUGGUUUCUCCUCAAAAAUGGGGAAGGUGGAAUUGGGGGGCGGGCAACGGACUUGCGUGAAAGGAGUACUGAGAGGAGAGAAAGGGCUGAUAUUGGGUUGUAAAGAGAAUAAAUUUAAUUAAAAAAAAAGAAUAUUAUCCAAAAUAGCCCCCCAACUUCUUUUUUUUUUCUAGCAGCCCCCCCCCCCCAAUGGCUGACUUAACCUAGGGCUUCAAGCAUUCUAGCUAGGCAGGAGCUCUAUCAUUGGGUUACAGCCCUAGCGCACUUCCUCCCCAGUCUAUGUUGGUUCCAUAAAGAUGAAGAUUUUGGUCAGGCGGGGUUCAUUGUUGUGUCCAUUUCAGAGUCUGACAUACAGAAGGCGAGUAAUGAAUGAUGCGUGAAAAGGUAAGGCAGAGAGAAGGUAAACAAACAAGGGAGAAAGAAACCCAGCAACGUGGGCCCUGAACCAGGAGAUGACCAAUUUUCAUCCGCUGCUCUGGACAGGGCACCGGCCAGCUAGCACUGCGCAUGCGUGCUCGAGCACAGCCCCCCCACCACCACCACCACCACCACAACUACCCCCACCCCCGACUCCUCGUCUAAGAGACCGAGGAGAGCAAGCAGCUCCUGCGCAGCCUGAGUGAGUUCUGGUUCUGACGACCGGAAGGGAAGAGACAGAAUUCAGCGGAGAUUCUAGGACCCCCGAAAGCCGCGCCCUAAAAGGCGUUCCCAGCAUGCCUUACGCCGCUCCAGUCAAGCGCAGUACUCCACCUCCCAGAGGCCCUUGCGCGGAGUCGCUCCGCAGCCGCGCCUUUGUGAGCUCUACCGGCGCCGCGAGAUCGAGCCCCGGCCCCGGCCAGAUCUGCCUCGGCGCCGAGUGAGAGGUGACGAGGACUGAGGAGACGCUCGGUGAGGAUCAAGGACACCUCCCUGCUCCCAGAAACACAGCCAUACAUUCUUGAAGCUUUAACGCCAUGUCCAAGAAUUUGCUGACAUUUGAGGAUGUGUCUGUAAAUUUCACUCAAGAGGAAUGGCAGUGGCUGAGUGACACACAGAGAGAUUUGUACAGGAAGGUGACAUUGGAGAACUAUAAGAGCCUGGUGUCACUGGGAAUUCCUGUUUACAAACCAGCCGUGAUCUCAUUACUGGAACAAGGGAAAGACCCCUGGAUGGUGCAGAAGAAGGGAGCAAGAGACACAUGUCCUGAUUGGCAGUAUGUAUUCAAAGGCACAGAAUUUAUAUCAAAGCAAGAUAUUUAUAAAGAAUCUGCCAAAGUUCUAACAAUGGGAAGAAGCCAUUUUAGUUCCAGCCUUGACUGUCCCGAUUUGAAAGAAGACCAUGAAAAUGAAGACUGGUUCAAAAACAGGUUGGGACGUCAGGAGGUGCAUUCCCAUCAAUUGUUCAUCACUCAUAAAGAAGUCCCUGAAAGUGAAAUUAGGGGGUGCAAUCCAUCUUGUCAAGCCGUCCAUCAGAAUGCAAUACUAGAUGUGCCACAAUGUUCCUCUACCAAAGAAAGAAUAGAUCAGAGUGAGCCACAAAAGAGAAGUUACCGGAAAAAGUCUGUUGAAAUGAAGCAUAAGAAGGUCCAGGUAGAAAAGAGAAUCCUGAAGUGUAGUGAAUGUGAAAAAGUCUUUAACCAGACCUCAUCCCUUACACUCCAUCAGAGAAUUCAUACCGGAGAGAAACCCUACGCAUGCGUCGAAUGUGGGAAAGCCUUCAGCCAAAGCGCAAACCUAGCACAACAUAAGAGAAUACACACUGGGGAGAAGCCUUAUGAAUGUAAAGAGUGUAGGAAGGCCUUCAGCCAGAAUGCACAUCUUGCUCAGCAUCAGAGAGUUCAUACUGGAGAGAAACCUUACCAAUGUAAAGAAUGUAAAAAAGCCUUUAGCCAGAUUGCACACCUGACUCAGCAUCAAAGAAUUCAUACCGGAGAGCGACCUUUUGAAUGUAUUGAAUGUGGAAAAGCAUUUAGUAACGGUUCAUUCCUGGCCCAGCAUCAGAGAAUCCAUACGGGUGAGAAACCGUAUGUGUGCCAUGUGUGUGGGAAAGCUUUUAGUCACCGUGGAUACCUAAUUGUACAUCAGAGAAUUCAUACUGGGGAGAGACCCUAUGAAUGUAAAGAAUGUAGGAAGUCUUUCAGCCAGUAUGCACACCUUUCUCAACAUCAGAGAGUGCAUACUGGAGAGAAACCGUAUGAAUGUAAAGUAUGUAGGAAAGCGUUCAGCCAGGUUGCUUACCUUGAUCAACAUCAGAGGGUUCAUACCGGAGAGAAACCCUAUGAGUGUGCUGAAUGUAGAAAGGCCUUCAGCAACAGUUCAUCGCUUGCACAGCAUCAGAGAAGUCACACAGGAGAGAAACCCUAUAUAUGCAAGGAAUGUAGGAAAACAUUUAGCCAAAAUGCAGGCCUUGCUCAACAUCAAAGAAUCCAUACUGGAGAGAAACCUUACGAAUGUAAUAUUUGUGGGAAAGCCUUUAGUUAUAGUGGAUCUCUUACCCUACAUCAGAGAAUUCAUACCGGAGAGAGACCUUAUGAAUGUAAAGAUUGCAGGAAAUCGUUCAGGCAGCGUGCACAUCUUGCUCAUCAUGAGAAAGUCCAUACUAUGGAGUCAUUCUUGUCCCUUUCCUCUCCAUCACCCUCUAUGUCAAGUCAGUUGCCAAGAACUCUAGGCUUAAUCUCUUAAAUAUGACCCAAACCUGACCCAUUGGAACCAUUUAUUGUAUCAUCCUUGUCUUCUUUGUGUUACUCUGUUGUGUGUGGAAGAGUGAAAUGUUUUUCUAGUGUUUUCACCCUUCACCCAUGCCUCUUGUCAGUUUCCACACUUCAGCCAAACUUUACAAAAACGAAUUUUGGUCAUAUUAUUUAUCCCUCAUUAGUUGAAAUUGCUUACCAAUAUCCAAGUUUGUAGGUAAAAAGCACAGUUCUUAAAGUACCCUAACAGGCCACCUGGCCCCCAGAACCUUGUUUCAAACUAUCAUUUAAAACCUUCAUGUCAAUAUUCAUCUCACUCUUGCUUUCUCUCACUCUACCUUCAUAUCAAUAUUCAUCUCACUCUCUUGCGCUCUCUCUCUCUCUCUCUCUCUCUCUUUCAAUACAUACAGAACUAAAACAGAUCUAGGUUUAAUUGUUGCUCUUUCACCUUCCAUUCCUGAUUUUAGGAGAGCAUCUGGUCCUUUGUAACAUUCAGACCUAUUUAUACUAUGGGGCUAAUAAUGGUUCUACCUCAAAAGUAAUUGGGAGAAGAAAAUAAUGCAUGUAGAUUUCUUAGCAGAGUGCCUAGCAUAAAGUAAUAUUAAUCUAAAAUAAAAAUAUGAUGAUAUACCAAGAAGAGUUGAUUAUUUUAAUCAUAAGCAAAAAAUAGAUCUGGGGCAUUAUAAUUAUUUUAUAAUUAGAAAUAAUAAAGUUGGAGACCAAGGGUGCAGCUCAGUUUAUAAAGUGCAUACUUAGCAUUCACAAAACUCUGGGUUCAGUCCCCAGUACCACAUAAGCUGGGCAGAGAGGUAUACUUGGCUAUAUAGUAAGUUCAAAGUGUGUGUAUAUAUAUAUAUACAUACAUAUAAUUAAACAUACAUACUUAUAAUAAAAUUUGGGUGAUAUCUAAUGCAAGUGGAUUUACAUUGGACUGAUGAUAGAGGGGGAACAUGUUAGCUUCUAUUUUAGCAUGAAUAUGUAAAUAUAUGACUGGAUAAAAAAAAUGAUUUCAUUAUUCAAGUUCUAUGAAUCCGCACCUGCUUUUAAAAAAAAUCACUUCAGUAGAACUUACUGAGAUAAUAUUCAUUAUGUUAUAUGUAAACAAAAGCAAAACAGAUACUUAAUAAAACAAGGCAGAAAGUCUGAUCAGUAAUCAGUGAACUAGAGCACCUACCAAAAUGUACCACACUUUAGGCCUAAAAAACGUCUUCAGGCAGGCAUGGUGGUACAUGCCUUUAACUUUAGCAUUCUGGAGGCAGAGGCAGGCAGAUAUCUGUGAGUUUGAGGCCAGCCUAUUCUAUAGAUCGAGUUCCGGACAGCCAGGGCUACACAGAGAAACCCUGUCUCAAAAAGAAAAGAACAAAAAAACCACCCACAUUCUCCAGUUAUUUUUUUAAGAGUGUGUGUGAAUGUACAUGUACAACCAAAGGAAGGCAUUAUAUCCCCUGGAGCUGGAGUAACACCUGUUGAGGAGCCACCAAAUGGGAGUGCUGUAUUCCUAACCACUGAGUCAUCUCUCUAGCCCUACAUCUGUUAAUUCAAAAGAGCUCAAGUCUUGUGAAAUGUUUUCUGCCAGAAUGGAAUGAACUUAGGAGCAAAUAACAGAAAGAUAACACAAAUGUGCCCCAAAUUAGAACCAAACUAACACACAUUUCAGGAACUCAGUUCAAAGAAGAAAUCAGAGGGGGUAAUAGAAAAUACUUUGAACUGAGUCAACUGUGAACGUAGAAAAUCGGAAUUUGCUGGAUGCAGCUCACAUGGUACUUAGAAAUACAACAGUAUCUCACACUUGCUCUAAAAGAUCUCAAGUCAACUUCAGUUAGCACUGGAACAAAUUAGCAAAGGAAGCGCGAUGAAGUCCAUGGCAUAAGAGUGGACACUAGGGUUUGCAGAGCUAGCUCAAUGGUUAAGAGCACUUGUGCUUGCUGUGGACGUGGACUCAGUUCUCAGUAUCCACAUGUUGGCUCACUACCACCUGUAACUCCAGUUCCAGGGUGUCUGGUGCCCUUUUCUGGCCUCCUUGACAUGCAUGCAAGUGGUGCACAUACAUACAUGCAAACUAUAUGCAAACUUGCAUAACAUACUAAAACAUCUUUUAAAAAAAACAGGGAUUAUAGAAAGGCAUGGGUGUGUGAGGGAGGCCCUAUCUCUCACUCCCUAUCAUUUGCGCACACACACACACACACACACACACACGAAUGGAAAUCAAAUAGAAAUUCAAACCAAAAGCUGAUUCUUUGAGAAUUCCAUAAAACUAAUAAGCUAUUUAUAUGCAUAUUCACAAGGGAAAGACUAUAUAUUGCCAGUGUCUGGGAUUAUAGCAAUUUAUUUUGUUAAAAUAUAUAUUGCCAAUGUUCGGAAUUAUAGCAGCUCCUUUUUAAAAGCAUUGAUUCCAUACCUAGUCCCACAAGACCCUGUGAAAGAUGCCCAGAGGUCUCCAUUAUUAAACCUGCUCUCACCUUGGAUUCUAGGAACAACAGUGUGAUCGAUAUUUUUACGGGGCUUGGGAAAUGGCUCACUAAAGUGCCUUCCAUGCAAAGUGUGAGGACCUGAGAUCGGACUCCCAGCACCCACACGAAAGCUUGGUACAGCACUGUGCCAGUCCAUAACUCCCAGCACCCACACGAAAGCUUGGUACAGCACUGUGCCAGUCCAUAAGCACAGCGCUGCAAAUGCAGACAGGCAAGUCCCAUUGACUCAUCAGUCUAUCCGAAGUUGGUGAGAGAAUCUUUCUCAAAAGAAAAGAUGGCAGACCAUCACUAUGGCUCAGCCCAUAAAACCCUUGCUGCACAAGCCUGACUUCAAGCUCCAGGACCUAGGGAAAGGUGGUAGCAGAAAAUCUACUUCCCACAAUUGUCCUCUAACCUCCGUAUUAGCAUCAUGGCACACAUUUCCCCUCACAUCAUGAAUACAUAUAUACUGUAAUCUUUUUUUUUUAAGUGGAGAACAAUUGAGAUCACCUGACAUCAGCCUCCAAAAACAGGCUCCUUCUGGUGCAUACAUACUUUCUACACACACGUGCACACUUUUUUUUUUCUGACAAAGGGUGAGAAUUAACCUCAUAUGAUGGAGAGAUUGUACCCUGGCCCCAGAAUAAUCAUCUUAAGUGUUGCCAAGCUCUAGCUCUGGCUUCCCCUUUGCAUCCUAUUCUAUACGAUCUCCACUGAAAGAAUUCAGACAAGACACAAACAGCAAAGUAUGGAUAGCAGGUGUCUGUUAAAGGGCAAAUUACAGCAUUCCAAAAGGACCAUUGUGGGUGAAAGUGAACAGAAGCCACAGAAAUCGAGGCACUGUUUAUAUUUCUAUUGUCUCUAAAACAAUUUCCCCAAAGUAAUUUUCAACCUGGGUGAUUGAUAGGCUCAUUUGAGUUAACUCCUAAGGAAAGAAGUAAUGGUAUAUAAACCCUUGUUCCUUACCAACUGUCUUAGGCUUUUAUUGCUGUGAACAGACACCAUGAUCAAAAGGAACUUGUUGAAAGGAAAAUAUUUAAUUGGGACUGCCUUAUAGUUUCAGAGAUUUAGACCGUUAUCAUCAUGGCAGGAAGCAUGGCAGAGUGCAGGCAGAUAUGGUGCUAGAAGAACUGAGAGUUCUACCUCUUGAUCCACAGGCAGUAGAAGGGGAGUGUGUCCUGUUUGUAGGCAGGAGAAGUCUAUUACACUAGGCAUAGCUUGAGUUUAUAUAUGAGACCUGAAAGCGCGCCUCCAUAGUGAGACAAUUCCUCCAACAAGUCCACAACUAUUCCAACAAGACCAUAACUCAUAAUAGUGAUACUCCUUAUGGGCCAAGCAUUCAAACACAUGAAUCUAUGGGGGAGGGGGAGCAAACUUAUUCAAACCACCAUACCAUCCCUUCUGGCAAAUUCAGAAUGUCAUAUCUUUACUUAAGGAUAGAGAUAUGACUUCAGUCCCACUGUUUUGAUCAAUAAUCAGAGUCCUACAUUUUGUUUUCUGGUUUUACAAGUUGCUGCUACUGAGGGAUGUGUCCACCCUCAACAACUUUAAGCCUGCUAACACCUCACUAGCUACCUAAUAUUAUGGUGACAGCACUGCUUCUCUCAAGUGAUGAUAAUAAUAACUUUCUGGAACCACUCUAUAGAGCCAUGUAGUAUGACAAACUUUCCUAGUGAGAUGCAACAGACACACACACACACACACACACACACACACACACACACACACACAGAGAGAGAGAGACAUUACCCAUCUCAGAGUCAAAACAAAAGAUCAUAUCAGAGUCCAACUUGGUCAACCAAUGAGUUGUUUCAUUUUUAAUAUGUACUUUAUGUGUAUGGGUGUUUUGUCUACAUGUAUGUCUAGUGCCUGAGGAAGCCAGAGGUGUCGGAUCCCCUGGAACUAGAGUUAUAGAUAGUUGUGAGCCAAAGGUGCUGGAUGGAAAUUUCCCCAGCACCACAAUGGGUUUUUAUUAGGGUCCCUAGCAAGAAUACACAUGAGAGGUUAUACAUAAGAGUAAAGAUUACAGUAGGUGCUAUCAUAUCUGAUUUUAACAUAGGUUUCAUGGAUCCAAUUGAGGUGGCCAGGCUUUUGUGGGAAGUACUUUACCAUAGUUAUCUCCCCAGCCUCGUUGAUUGUAUUUGUUAGUGUAUGGGUGGUUUUGCCUGCAUGUUUGGGCACCAUGUGUGCCUCAUUUCUUUGGAGGCCAGAUCCCCUGCAACUGCUACGAGCCACCAUCUGGGUGCUAGAACUGAGUCUGUCUUUUGAAAGAGCACCAAGUGCUCUCCAUCACUGAGCCAUCUCUCCAGGCUCCUCCCUUUCGUUGUUUUUGUUUUGUCGACUAGAAGGUAUUUAUGUAGUAGUCCAGGCUAAUUUUGAACUCAUAGAAAUCCCCCUACUUCUGCCUCCUGAGUUCUGGGAUUAAAGGCAUGUAACAAUGUAACAUUCUUGGCUCUGUUUUAGUUUUUGAGAAUGUCUCUCAAUGAAUCUGGCAUUCACCUUUUCUCAGCAAGCAACCCCUGACCCAGCUGUCUCUACCUCACAGAAUUGGAGUUACAGACGUUUGCAGCCAUGCCUGACUUUUAAAUAGGUACUGGAAAUCUGAAUCUAGGUCCUUCUACUUGAGCUUGGUGAGGGGUGUAUCAUGUGUGUACCUUGACCACCCGGGAGGGAGCUAAACACCUUUUUUUUUUUUCUUUUUUGAAAAGGUAUCUGGGGGCUGGUGAGAUGGCUCAGUGGGUAAGAGCACCCGACUGCUCUUCCGGAGGUCCGGAGUUCAAAUCCCAGCAACCACAUGGUGGCUCACAACCAUCCGUAAUGAGAUCUGACUCCCUCUUCUGGAGUGUCUGAAGACAGCUACAGUGUACUUACAUAUAAAUAAAUAAAUCUUUAAAAAAAAAAAAAAAAAAAAAAGAAAAGGUAUCUGGGUAGCUCAAGCCAAGCAGGGAUCCUGGUUAUUUCUGUUGGCUCUUUAACAUCAUUUAAUUUGCACCUCUAUAAAUCAACUUAUGUCCAUUGAGAAUUAUGUGUUCUUGUACACUAACCCCUCUAUUAUAGCCUCUCUUUUUUACCUGUUGGAAUUGAACCCAGCGCCUCACCACAUGCUAGGCAAUUACUCUAGAACUCUUUUUAUCCCCUUUCCCACGUUUCAGCUUUUUGAGUGUUUAUACUACUAUCCCUACUAUCACCACACACAAAACACCAAUUUACAUUUAAUUUACAUAUUUAAGGUGUAUUUCAGGUAGUUCAAUCUCAUAUAUUCUUUUUAAAGAUUACAUUGAAGUGUGUUUUGUGUGUGUGUGUGCGCGUGUGCAUGUGUGUAUACAACCUGCAGAAAUUGGUUCUCUCCUUUCACCAUGUGAGUUCCAAGAUUGCACUCAGGUCCAUUAGACUUGUAGCUUAGCAUUUGAGAAAAACUGCCCAGAUCAGACUCUGGGCAUGUCUGUGGAGGAUGGUCUUCGACUGUAAAAUGGGGUCUGUGGGUACCAUCAUUCUCUGGGCCGGUUGUCCUGAGGUGUGUGCGGCAGCUAGCUUGAGAACCAGCCAGGAAACAGCCUGCCUCUGGUUCUGCCUUCCAAGCUCCUACCCUGACUUCUCAAUGACGAUCUGCGCCCUGGAAGUGUAAGGCAAACAGACUCUCCUUCUGAGCUGUUUUUAGUCAAUAUUUUAUCUCAGCAAACAGAAUGAAAAUCAGAAUGCAUGUGCUCUACUACCAC